UUUCGCCAGACAGUGUUAGUAUUGCAGGCAUAACGUUACCUUUUAACACUUACAACACCAGCGGCUUUCUACUCGCGAUUUUACCGUAUCAUAAACGCUAACAGGGUUUUGUACGGGGGAGGCUAAGGUAAUAAAAACGCCAGCCAACGACAGGCCACAAAUGGAGCCAGGGACCUCGCGUGAAAUUCUGAGCGGUGCGGGGUACCCUAAACCGUCCGGUGUGCGGGAGGAGACCCCGGGGAAAGAGGCGAGAGGUGGCGAGGACAGCACCGUGAUGUCGAAGCGAAGAGGAGCGGACGCAGGCACCGCGGAGGAGGUGAAAUCGCAUUGGGGGGAUGCUGGAGAUGCUGUGAACCAGAUUAAAGCCGGAGAGGGAGAGGAUACCGGCAAAUACGAGGAGGAACUCGACCCAAGAAUUCAGGAGGAGCUGGAGCACCUCAACCAGGCCAGUGACGAGAUUAACAAGCUGGAGCUGCAGCUGGAUGAUGCCAGGUCCAGCUACAGGAGGAUCCUUACUGACUCUGCCAGGAAACUCAAUGCUCAGGGCUCCCAGCUUGGUGCCUGCAUUGAGAAAGCGAGGCCCUACUACGAAGCCCGCAGACUUGCCAAAGAGGCCCAACAGGAGACCCAGAAGGCAGCUCUGAGAUAUGAGAGGGCUGUAUCCAUGCACACUGCUGCCAGAGAAAUGGUGUAUGUAGCAGAGCAGGGCCUCUUGGCUGACAAGAACACCAUGGACCCAACCUGGCAGGAGAUGCUUAACCACGCUACCGCCAAGGUAAAUGAGGCGGAGGAGGAGCGCCUCCACAGUGAGCAGGAGCACCAGCGAGUCACACAGCUCUGCCAAGAUGCUGAGGCUCGAGUUCAGACCCUCCAGAAAGCCCUGAAGAAGGUCAUCCUCAAGUCCAAACCGUACUUUGAACUCAAGGCUCAAUUCAAUCACAUUCUCGAGGAACAUAAAGCUAAAGUAGUACAGCUCGAGGAGCAGGUGGCUAAAGUAAAAACACGUUAUUCUGUGGCCCUGCGGAACCUGGAGCAGAUCAGUGAGCAGAUCCACACACAGAGGGGGCAAAUCAGGGCCAGCAGGGGACAUCCUGCAGUAUGUGGGGGGCGGAGCUCCCCUGUGGGUGCUGAGGCUGAUGUCAGAGCUGCCAUUGGAAUUCACGUCAGCAGUUGUGUUGGAGUCAGCGGGAUAGAAAGCGACUGGGUGGACGGCGAGAAAACUAGGCUGUGGGUGGAGAGGCACAGAGAGAGCGGCUGGGGCCAGAAAGAGCGACUGGAGAUGGAGCAGGCCGGCUCAGACUGUAUGUCAGUCAUCAGCCUACAGACCAUCGCCUCUGACCUGGACAAGUGUGACUCGGUGGAGCACCUGGGUGACCUGAGCGACGCUGGGAGCGUUCUGGGUGAGGAGUGGUACCACAGCAGGAAGCCCAAUGAGAGGCCAGUCAACAGGGAGGUGGUGACCCAGGGGCCCCAGCAGGAGAGGGCCCACCAAGAGAAGGGAGUGGUCAGUAAAGAGAAGCAGGAGAGCUUUGUCAAGCAGCACUACAGAAGUGUUAGUCUAUGAUAGUCAGCAGCAGGAGGAGGAAGCUGAUGAGUGAUGAUGAGUGAGGAUCAGAGUGAGCGUAUGAUGAGGGAUCAGAGAGGAAAUCAGUGGGGAGAGAGAAAGUACCCUGAGUCAGAGGUGGUAAAAGAGCUGGUAGGAAUGUGAAAUGGAGAAGCUGACAGUGAUUGACAGUGAGUGCCGCACUGACACUGCACUGACACUUAGGAAUAGCAGGCGACGUUGGCCUCACAAUAAUGCAUCUCUUACAUGACAGCAAUAAACUGAGAGAGUAGUCCUACAGAGAGCACUGACCUCUCCUCACACUUGUACUUCUGAUCCGGUCUAUAGCUCCAUGAACUUAAAUGUCAAUGAAGGUGCAUGAAACAAACAGCAGGAAGAGGAAAACUAAUCACUUGUAGAGUAAAAACAGGCAAUUUUAGAAACACAUGCUGGCAUUUAAUUCAUCCAUCUGGUCUUUAAUGUCCCUGCAGACCAUUUUAAAAGUCGCUCUUUAAGUUGACAUGCUACCAGCAUGUAUUUUUGCUUGCGGGAUGAGACAAAUGCGUUUUUUAAAGCGUCAGUCAAGUUUGUGAUAAUGGGGUUUAUUUUUGUAGCCUCGGCCAUUGUUUCUAUUUGUUAAAAGUUUAAAUUAAACAACUGUUGAAAUAUGGGAACACAGUGACGUUGUUAAUAAGAUCAACGUGGCAAGAAACAUGAGCAGCCAGACAGUGUAAAGAAGUGUAAGCAAGUUACUCUGUAAACUCUGAAAGAUGUUUAUAAAGAACAUUUGGGGUAAUCAUUUUCAGCAAACUGCAAACUUGUUGCUUUUUAGUAACAAAAGAGAGUUUGGAGAAUUCUCCCUUCUCACACUGCCACAACAAAUCACAUACACAACUGUAUUUGAUCGAGGAGCCUGCUUAACCA
Xiphias gladius (swordfish) is the source of this 2467-nucleotide messenger RNA. RefSeq names its product SH3-binding domain protein 5-like, b (gene sh3bp5lb). The transcript is spliced from 6 exons. Gene Ontology annotation, molecular function: protein kinase inhibitor activity. Gene Ontology annotation, cellular component: cytoplasm. Gene Ontology annotation, biological process: intracellular signal transduction; negative regulation of protein tyrosine kinase activity. The coding region runs from base 161 to 1564 and encodes 467 amino acids. The record is from RefSeq and is a predicted model, not a curated record. NCBI's taxonomy places the organism in Eukaryota, Metazoa, Chordata, Actinopteri, Istiophoriformes, Xiphiidae.